AUGGCUGAUGACCCCUUCGGGAUGGCCGAUCAGUUAGCUGAGACCUUUGGGCAGAUCGGCAGAUUGCUGGCCGACGGGCUGCUGACUCUUCCGUCGUUCAACAUUCAGUUCGACGGCCCGCCUUUGCAGGAUGUCGACUUCGAGCAGGGGAAGUACAACUACUCCAAAGAAGAGCCAUGUGAAAUGACACCCGACCAGGUUGAGAGCCAAGCGGGUGGCAAGAUCAAGGUGUCCGCGACUGCUCUGAGCAGCAAGGAUUUGGCCAAUGAUUUCUUCGACCAGCAAACUCGUGCCAGUGUGAAGGGAGGAACAGGCCCCGCAAAGCGUUGUGAUACGGGCUGCUUCUGGCUGAGAGUGAGCGUGCGUCUGGAGGGCUGCCAAUCGUCGUUCUGCCUGGUGCUGAUGAUGAACACCGAAGGGUUUCACAAGCCCUGGUAUGUUGGUUCGCCAGACGGAAUCGGAGGUCAUGGAAAUUCCGUCAUCGUGACAUCGACUGAUGGGCAGAGGCGGCUCAGGGUUCUCAGGGCUGACGGUGGUCAGAACAGGUUCCGGCUGGAGCUCCUCUAG
This is a messenger RNA of Symbiodinium sp. CCMP2592, 567 nucleotides long. Lineage: Eukaryota; Dinophyceae; Suessiales; Symbiodiniaceae. The record is from the annotation of a GenBank genome assembly.